GGUGCUGGGAAUGAGAGAAGGUGAGGAUGCACCAGUGCAGGGCAACCAGAGCUGCCAAGGGUCCCUCUGGCUUGUGCACAAGAUCAAUUGUGGAUGCUCCUGGGUCCUGACUGCUGCCUAUCUUCUCAUCCCACUCCAGCAGAACCUCCACGAUCCUGCUGGCCAUCCACUGUCCCUCCAUGACCAGUCUGCCUCUACCAAGCCCCACAUUUCAGACAUGGAAACCCUGGGGUCAGGACCUGAUACCCAGAGCACCACCCCAGGGAUACAGACAGGGACCCCCAGUGCCCAAAGUGGCACCACCGGGACACAGCCUGGAUCCCAAGCAGGUCACCCAGCAGUGGAGAGAAUCACCAGAGACCUGUGUGAGCUCCAAGGCCAGGUCACCUCCCUGCAGGGCCUGGCCAGUGACCUGCAGGGCCUGGCCAGUGACCUGCAGGGCGAGAAGGAGAAGAUCAGGCAGCUGGAGGAUGCCCUCGGAAAGCAACAUGUGGCUGAUGGCAGAGACGAGAUCUCCCAGCUGGAGCCUGCUCUGCAGGAGGUUAAACAGGAGCAGAAGGAGCUGAGAGAGGAGCAGAAGGAGCUGAGAGAGGAGCAGAAGAUUACCAAGGCCACACUGAAGCAGCUGGUAACAGCCAACCAACUUCAGGAGAAGCUGGAUGAGCUGAGGGCAAUGGUGGGGAGUGUAGAGCAGAAGCAGGCAAAGGCAGCAAGCCCUGACCAGAGCUCAGACACCAAGGUGCUGAAGAAGCUCCUACACGACUAUGAGAUACUCCGUGAGCGGGUGGACUCCUUGGUGCCACAGCAGGAGCAGAGGUCACUGCCACAGAAGAGCCAGCAGGAUGAGGAGCUGCUGAAGAGCAUCCAGGCCACAGUUGUGCGGGUGGAAGGGGACUGUGAGCAGCUUGGCUAUGUCACAGGAAGCCUCCGGGAUGACCAUCGCCAGCAGCAGAAAGAUAUUGAGGCUCUGUUCCGGUCCCUGGAGAGUCUGGAGAAGAAAGCAGACAAGGAGGACCUGCUGCUGCUGAAAGAGGAUAAAGCCUCCCUGGGCAGCAAAGUCAAUUGCACCCAAUUUGAGGCAAGCAUGGAGAGUCUGGAGGAGAGGAUGCGGGAGAUGCUGAAACGAGUGUUGAGCCAGGAGCAGCACGGGCAGGAGGUCCACCAGCAGCUCCGUGGUGCACUGGACUCCAAGCUGGAUCGCCUAGAGCUGGGACCUUUCCAGAAGCAGCUGGAGGAGACCUGGGGAAGGAUGAUCAAGGAGCUCAAGGAUGAGAUGUCAGUCACUGCAGAUGAUGCUGCAGGAAUUAAACAGCAGCUGCUGGUCCCUUACAAGUGCCUGUCCUGCGACCGGGACCUCAACAUGCAGGUGCCUGGCCCGCACAUUGACACACUCCCGUUCUAUCCGCCAAUGCCCAUCAGCCACGCUGCACACCCCACUACCAUCAUCACAGAGGAGCGAGCACAACAGCAUGGUUACAGGAAGCUGCCCAAUGGCAGGUCCCACCUCAAGAUGCAGAGUGACAGGGGCCAGUACACAUCCAAUGCACAGCUCAAGGAUGCCCUGUGGCUCUCCAAAAAGCCUGGUGUGACCGAGCUGCUGGGCACAGAUGGCUGCAUCAAUCACAGACAGGAGCACAGGCCUAAAGUGGCAGUGAGGGCACAGGACAAGCUGGGUAUGGCCCUGUAGGGCACUGGGGAAGGGGGGAGUGAGUUCCAGCUGUUUGCCAGCAGUGGGUGAGCAGGGCUCUGUGUGCAUGGCUGAGCAGGUGGAACUGUGGUCUGAGGUGGGCUGAGGAGGGGCGGACACAGGAUAGAUGGGGAGAACUGGUGGAUGCGGGUGUUUGAGCUGGAGACCAGUGUGGGGAUGGCCCUGGCCAGUGUGGGACAACAGCCUAUCUUCUGGAGAGCAGGGGCCAGCACUCUGUCCCGCAGGGUCUC
This is a messenger RNA of Manacus vitellinus (golden-collared manakin), 1938 nucleotides long. RefSeq names its product glutamine-rich protein 2-like. Bases 11 to 1687 code for a protein of 558 amino acids. The record is from RefSeq and is a predicted model, not a curated record. The transcript is spliced from 12 exons. NCBI's taxonomy places the organism in Eukaryota, Metazoa, Chordata, Aves, Passeriformes, Pipridae.